Sorex araneus (European shrew) is the source of this 4162-nucleotide messenger RNA. It is a transcript of the gene ANKRD29, whose product is annotated as ankyrin repeat domain 29. The coding region runs from base 371 to 1126 and encodes 251 amino acids. Gene Ontology annotation, cellular component: membrane; synapse; axon initial segment. The record is from RefSeq and is a predicted model, not a curated record. Gene Ontology annotation, molecular function: transmembrane transporter binding. Gene Ontology annotation, biological process: neuronal action potential; negative regulation of delayed rectifier potassium channel activity. The transcript is spliced from 10 exons. Lineage: Eukaryota; Metazoa; Chordata; Mammalia; Eulipotyphla; Soricidae.
GUGCGCGGGCGCGUCGGCGCGGGCGGGCGGAGCCGGGUGUGCGCGGGGGGCGGCGCGGACGCUGCAGCGGGCCGUGCGGUGCGGGGAGCCCCGGGAGCCCCCAGCCGGCCCCGCCCCGCCGCCCCCUCCCGCGCGGGGUCUGCGGCCCAGCCGAGGCGGCGCUCUGCGGCAGACGGGUAGGCGUCCGGGCCGGCCGCGGCCAUGUGCAGGAUGUCCUUCAAGAAGGAAACGCCGCUUGCCAAUGCCGCCUUCUGGGCAGCCCGGAGAGGAAACCUGGCACUGCUCAGGCUGUUGUUGAACAGUGGCCGUGUGGACGUGGACUGCAGGGACAGUGUAUGGCCGAUCCGCGCUGCAUGGCACCACACUCCUCAUGGUCGCCUCCUACGCAGGACAUUUCGGCUGUGUGAGGGAGCUUGUGCUGCAGGGCGCAGACAUCAAUCUCCAGAGGGAGUCAGGGACCACCGCACUGUUUUUUGCGGCCCAGCAAGGCCACAAUGAUGUCGUGCGCUUCCUCUUUGAAUUUGGAGCAUCGACUGAGUGCAGAACCAAAGACGGGGGCACCGCUUUGCUGGCCGCCAGCCAAUAUGGGCACAUGCAGGUGGUGGAGACCCUGCUGAAGCAUGGAGCCAACAUCCACGACCAACUUUAUGAUGGAGCAACUGCACUCUUCCUGGCCGCUCAAGGGGGUUACUUGGAUGUUAUUCGAUUACUGUUAUCUUCAGGAGCAAAAGUCAACCAGCCAAGAGAGGACGGGACGGCGCCGCUGUGGAUCGCAUCACAGAUGGGCCACAGCGAGGUGGUGCGGGUGAUGCUGCUGCGGGGAGCCGAGCGGGACGCCACCCGGAACGAUGGUACAACAGCAUUACUGAAGGCAGCCAAUAAAGGGUAUAAUGAUGUCAUAGAAGAAUUGCUGAAAUUCUCACCCACCCUCGGUAUUUUGAAGAAUGGGACAUCAGCUCUCCACGCGGCAGUGCUCAGCGGGAACAUUAAAACGGUCGCUCUCCUCCUGGAAGCUGGGGCAGACCCGGCCCUGAGGAACAAGGCCAAUGAACUUCCAGCAGAACUAACCAAAAAUGAAGGAAUACUGGGUCUCCUCCGAAGUAAAGAGGGUCCCAGGAAGAGCUAAUCGGAUCCUUCACACUGGACUGGGACUCCACCAGAUUCCUGUAGUCCAUAGAGAUGUUCCUUAAACUGCAGUAACCUGGGCUCUCAGUUAAACUCUAAGAUAACAGGUUUUCUGUAUUAAGCAGGGGGAUAGAAUGGUUUGUUCCUUUAAAAAAAAAAAAAAGGAAACUCCAGAAAACUGGAGCAAUAGUAUGGCUGGUAGAGCACUUGCCUUUGCAUGUGGCCAACCCAGGUGGGAUCAGCUGCAUCCCAUAUGGUUCCCUGAGUCCUUCCAGGAGUCAUCCCUGAGUGCAGAGCCAGGAGUAAGCCCUGAGCAUCACCAAAACACAAAAACAAAGACAGGCAACUCUGGCCUUCAAUGAAUCACUGCACUUUGGCUCUGGUGUUCAAUGUGUGCUAGAAUAUAGUUCUGUUAUUGUUUACAUGUGUAUAUCAUUCUAAUGUAAAAUGUUUUUUUUUAUCUGAGGAGCAUAGCCAUGAUUAUUAUGAAUCAAUGAUGGGUCAGGUUACUAAAGUACCUGGGAGAAAGCUCCAAGGGCUGGAGUACAGGCUUUGCAUGCUGGAUCCUUAAGUUUGGUUCUCGGUAUCUGAUGGCUCCCCCAGGCACCAACCUGGAAUAGCCCCCAAGCACCUCCAGUUAUGACCCAAAAACUAAAGGAAGGAAGGAAUGAAGGAAGGCCACACAGGAUCUCCUGAGCACCAUUUGGAAGACCCCAAAUAAAUGAAAAAAUUAUAAUUUUUAUUAAAAAGCCACAGCUGACUUACUGGCAUAUGCUUUUCCAAGAUGGACUAUUGAACGACAAAGAAAGACAUACUGCUUAUUUGUUAGUUGAUCUUCAUAUUUUUCAUUAACUGUAACAUUUUUAUUACCUAAAGUCCAUAUUAUAGGUGUGGCAAGUUUGGAAAUUCAGAAACUUUAAAUUGCAAGAACUUUAGGCUUGUCUCUUGAGCUUUUAUUUUGGUUCUAUUGCUGGGAGUCUAUUUCCCUUGCUACAGCAAGUAAAUUUAAUAUGCUGUGGAGCCUUGAGCUCCCAACACCAUAUUUCUCCACCCUGUGGCUUUAAGGCCACUGGAUAAAAUGAUGAUAUAUGCUAGUCCAAUGUGUUGCUAUUACUCAUGGAGGAGUACAAUAAUAGAGACUGUUACUAGUAUUUAAUAACUAUUCACCUAUGCAUGUUUUUGAACUGUUUCCAAGAAAGAUACGUGAUUUACUGUUUGUGUUUUUUUUAGGGGGUAGGUGGUUGGCUGUUAAAAGCUAUAGUCAAUGUACUUUAUAAUCAAUGGUGUGUCUAACUGCCUCAGUCAGUGCCUAACUGCACAUAUAAGAAUUAAACCUUUUCUCUGUAAUCUACCAUAAUAAAUCUCAAUAGUAUUUCUGUUAUCUAAACAUAGCUUUAAUCUUUCUCAUAUUGUACUCUGAUUUUCAAUUUUUUUUUUUGGAGGGGGGUGUUGGGACACACCCCGAAGUGCUCAGGACUUAAUGCUGGCUCUGUGCUCAGGGAUUACUCCUGGUGGUGCUUGGGGACCAUCUGUGAUGCCAAAAAUCAAACCCAGGAUGACCACAUGCAAGGUAGACACCUUACCUGCUAUACUGUCACUCCAACCCACCAGAUAAUGUUUUAUGUAAAGACACGUUAUAAGUAGAGUGGAAUGUUGUAAUCCCCAAAUGUAUUUUUCAAUCAACUUGCAGUGGCAUUUUAAAUUUAUUUGACUAAACAAUGAAAUAUAAUUUUUAAAAUUAGAAGAUAGUCUCUUAAAAAUAUAAUCAGUAUAACAAAAUUCAACUUACUUUGAACAAUACCACAAGCCAGUAAUGAGCAACUCACAAUCCCCCACAGAAGCCUACAGCCUGCCUAGAAAUUGCCAACAAUCUGCAGUUUAAUUGCAGGAUUAAAAAAACUGGAAAACUCCAUCCAUGUUACCAAAACACUUCAAUAUAAACUAAAAAAUAUAGCAGCUAAAAAAGCAGUGCCAAUUUUCUCAUUAACUUUCCUCUUUCAGCAAAGUUGUAUAAAUACAUAUUUCCCGAAUGGGAAUUUCAUAAAACUCUCUUUAUUUUGAAAAGGAAAAUAAUGUGGCCUUAAAUGCAUUGUAUUUUCCUUUUAAAUAGCCAUUAUGCAAAAAAAUAGUUGCUCAUCACUGAUGCAAAUAAAAAAGUACUAUGUGCACUGAUGGAGCGAUAUCACAGCGGGUAGGGUGUUUGCCUUGCACGCGGCCAACCCAAUUUGGUUCCUCCAUCUCUCUCAGAGAUCCCAGCAAGCUACCGAGAGUAUCCCACCCACACGGCAGAGCCUGGCAAGCUACCCGUGGCGUUUUCGAUAUGCCAAAAACAGUAACAACAAGUCUCACAAUGGAGACGUUACUGGUGCCCGCUCGAGCAAAUCAAUGAGCAACGGGAUGACAGUGAUACAGUGAUAUGUGCACUGAUAGCAAAGUUCUAGAAAACAAAAUAGGAUGAAGUCAACAGACUUAUGUUUUUCAGUAAAACACAUUGCCCUGGGCCUGUUCCUCUUGAUCCGUAUUUAAGGCCAGAACAAUGAAUCCAGGGCUAGAAAUAUAGUAAAAAAGUUAAAAUGCUUUCCUUGCACAUAGUUGACCCUGGUUCAAUUCCUGGCCCCACAUAGUCCCCCAGGCAACAUUAGGAGUGACCCAGAGUACAACCAGGUGUGGUCAAAACACUACCCACAAAAUCAAUCUAGUAGCAUUGGAGGCCAUCUUACUGUAGAUAAGAAGGGUUCUGGCAUCAAAGGAUCAAGAUCAAACUAGAUGAGGUUACAAUAUUAAUGCUUACAAAAGUGAUUAUAUUGACCAUUCACCAAAACUAAACAAAGAUCUGUUAUUUGAAGUUAAUUGCAUUUUCAUUUGCACAUAGGUAGAUGAAUCUGAUUUUGUAUUUCAGUGAGCUCUGCAUUCUAAGGUUUAGAACUAGCAAUUCACAUUCAAAUUGUCUCUUAACUACAAAAGUUUUUAAUUACAUCUAUUUGUGCAAGAAAAUAUUUCAUGUUAUGGUUCAAAAUAAAAUCAAUAUUCUACCCAA